GACUCCGAGUCUCCCCAGGAAGUUUCAGAGAAGACCAAAGAGCAGCAGGCAGAGACGGAGCUUCGCAGACUGAGGCAGCAGUUCCGUAAAAUGGUGGACAGCCGGAAGGCCUUUAACUUCCGCUCCCAGCAGAAAAUCACAAACCAGCACAAAGAAAUCAAGACGCUGCAAGACGAGCGGGAUGAGAUCACCCUGCUUCUGAGUCUCAUCAAGUCCUCCAAGAACAUGAAUCUGAAUGAGAAGAACUACUUGGAGGUGCGGUUCCUGCUGCAAACCAAGGAGGAUUACGAGUCCCUGAUUCAAUCCACGAAGCUGCUGCUGCUGGAGCUGGAUGAGAAGAUUACUGAGAUGGAGAAAAAGAUUAUAAACCAAAGGCAGAUCUUCACCAAAAUGCAGGAGGCCAAUAACCCCCGAAAACUGCAAAAACAGAUCCACAGUUUGGAAACUCGUUUGAAUCUUGCUACCAUCCACUUUGACAAUAUGCUGACCACCAACGCCAAGCUCCGGAAGGAGAUUGAGGACCUCCGGUUUGAGAAGGCCGCUUACGACCAUGUCUACCAGCAGCUGCUCCGGCGCCUGUUCAUGCAGAAGAAAACCAUGAAUGUGGCCAUAGAGCAGUCUGCUCAGGCCUACGAACAGAGGCUGGAAGCCAUGGCCCGUAUGGCUGCUCUGAAGGACCGGCAGCAGAAGGACAUCUCUCAGUACAACCUGGAGAUCCGUGAACUGGAGCGUAUCUAUGCCCACGAGCACAAGCUCAAGUCCUUCCUGCUCAUCAAGCUGAACGAUCGCUCAGAGUUUGAGGAGCAAAGCAAAAAGGAGGAAGCUCUCAAAGUAAAGAAAUAUGGGAAGAAGAGCAAGGGGGAGAGUUUCGAAAGCUACGAGGUAGCCCACCUCCGGCUGCUCAAGCUGUCUGAGAAUGGGAACCUGAACGAGCUCAUCAAAGAAUUCCUGGCCAAGGAGGAGAAGAACUUUGCUCGGUUCACCUACGUCACAGAGCUCAACAACGACAUGGAGAUGAUGCACAAGAAGACCCAGAGGAUCCAGAAUGAGAUCGGCCUCUUGCAAUCCCAACAGAAAUCUUCCAAUGAUGACAGCCGUUCUGCCCUGAGACAACUAGAGGAGAAACUGAAGCAGAUUACGGAGGAGGCAGAUGUAUAUGAGAAAAAAUACAAGGAGAUCAGCAUGACCUUGGACUACCUCAAGAAAUCGGUGGAGAAUCUCUUCAAGAAGAUCAACUGUGAUACUAGCAAGAUCCUGGUGCAGCUCGGAGAGACAGGAAAGAUCACAGACAGUAAUCUCCCGCAGUAUUUUGCCAUCAUUGAAAAGAAGACCAAUGACCUGCUGGUGUUAGAGGCUUACAAACGGUUCAUGGAGAUAGAAGGGGUGGAGACAGAGGCCCCUAUACCCUUCACCAACCCUUUCUGGGGCGGUUCGGCUCUCCUCAAGCCCUUGGAAGCCAUCAAGGUCGUACCUCCAGUGUUCGGGUUGGAUCUCUUCAAUGAGAAACUGGAUUAUGCAGAGCAGCCGCUGGAUCAUGGCAGUCUUCGGCAGCUGGUGCUGGAAAACUGCAAAACAAGGGAGUCCCGGCAAGUGCGCCUGGAUAGUGAAUCCAAACGGAAAAGCUAA
Molecule: messenger RNA, 1626 nt
Organism: Chrysochloris asiatica (Cape golden mole)
Lineage: Eukaryota; Metazoa; Chordata; Mammalia; Afrosoricida; Chrysochloridae
Gene: CCDC63
Product: coiled-coil domain containing 63
Exons: 10
Coding region: 91-1626 (511 amino acids)
Biological process (GO): outer dynein arm assembly; cilium movement
Cellular component (GO): axoneme
Source: RefSeq, a predicted model, not a curated record